UACCUAAUAAUGGUGUAUAUGAUAAGACAGAGGUAAAGUUUGGAGAACGUUUAAAAUUAACAUGUCAACUUACAAAUGAUGAUGCAGACAAGAAGGAAUUAAAUGCUGUUUGUAUAUAUAAAGAUAAGGAUACUGGUCUAGGUUUUGCUGGGGAUGACAUCACAAAGUGUCCAGAAAUAAACUGCGGUGAUCCUGAGUUAGUAAUGCCUACUGGUGGGAAAUAUUUAAACAAUGUAGGACCCUUGACAACAACAUAUUUAUCCAGCAACUCAAAGUUUACAUUUGACUGUGAUCCUGGUUAUGAUGUGAUAGGAUCAUCCGGUGAUGAAGAAGGUGAUAAUGUAGUCAAGUGUAAGGACAAUGCUAGAUGGAGUUUUGGUACACUUGCUUGUGCAGGAAAAAUGUGUAGUGAUCCGGGCACACUAGGAGAUUCAAAACAGGUGUUUGAUGGUUAUGACAUAGGCUCAGAACUUUAUUACACAUGUGACAGAGAUGGAUUUACUGUUCCUGACAUCAAGUACACAUGUCAAUAUAUCGGUGGUAAUGCCGAGUGGUCUAACAAUCUUGUAGGAAAUUUACCAGAAUGUACAGACACGACUAAACCAACAUUUAGUGGCAGCUGUGGGGAAACAAAGGAUGUAGAUGCUGUUGACAGUGUCAGCUUUAACACACCUACCGCUUCUGAUAACUUCAAACUUGCUUCAAUCACCAUGACUGAUAAUAUUAGGCCAGGUGACAGAAUUAUCACCGACACUUCAGUCACAUACACAGCUGUAGAUUUUGAAGGAAAUACAGAAACUUGUUCUGUUCAAUUCAAUAUCAUAAAUCGUAAUGACAAACCUACUUUAAAUUGUCCCGAUUCCAAAACUUUCGUGGUUACUUCAAGAAAUUCUGAAACAUACGAUUACAAUGAAGAUGUUACAGUUUCUGGUGGUGACAUCACUAGUGUGAAUCCUUCAAUCAUUCGUUCUUCUGUUGAUAAGAUAGGUACAAUGGAGCUGAUAACUAUUACAGCAGCCAAUGAAUUUAACACUGAAUCAUCUUGUACCUAUAUGGUACAUUUUGUUGCGGGUGCUUGUUUCCAAGAGGAAUUAUUUGAUGAUGUUAAUGCUGGAGUACCAGUUUGUGUUACCGAGGGUAACGAACUUGUAUGUACAUCAACAUGCAGGGCUGGCUAUAUGUUCUCAGAUAAAACCACAGAGAAGACAUUUAGAUGCACAGGGUCAGGAUCAUGGGAUUAUAAUCAGUCACCAAUUGUAGAACCUCAUAAUCGAUACUGUCUAAGGCAAAAUAACCCACAGUAUGAUGUUCCAUUCACUGUACAACAUAGAUUAAGUUUUCUUACUUUGGGAUGUUUGGAUGCCUUUCGUGUUGCUGUGACUGGGAGUUAUGAAACAACUAUGAAACUAACACUGCAGUCAUCUGUCACUGUGGCCGCUGCUGAUGAAUGUAUCCAGAAACUAGUGAAUGAAGAUAAUUUGAACUCUGUUUUUGUUGUUAACAACAAUGUAUUGACAUGUGAUGGAAAUCAACUGACCCUGUCUGUAGAGACAAUAACAAACGGACAAGGAACAAAGAAUUGCGAGACUGGGUAUUAUCUUGAUGGCGAUAUUUGCUUACAACAUGGUCCAGCACAAUAUUUUGAUGAGGAUACAAAUACUGUUAAAGCGUGCCCAGCGGGACAAUACCAAAAUGGUUUAGCCCAGACAAGCUGUAAAGAAUGUGGUACAGGACAGUUCCCAAAUAGUGAUCAAACUAGUUGUCAACGAACUUGUCCAGCAGGGUUUACAUCUGUAAAUGGGUUUUACCCGUGCACACCAUGUCAGCCAAACACGUACUGGACUGCUAAAGACGAAUGCUCACCUUGUCCAACUGACUAUACAACUGUUGGUUUAGAAGGAGCACCGGAUGACACUAAAUGUUACGCACCAUGUCCUGUGGGUCAGUACUCUAGAACAGGCUAUAAUGUGAAUGGCUGUACAUCAUGUCCAGUUAACUUCUACCAGGAUCAAACAGGACAGAUGACCUGUAAAAAAUGUAGUGACAGCAGUAAAACAUUAACUUCUGGCAGCACAAAAAGUGAUGACUGUAUUGCAAUAACAGAUGCAUGUGACAGAGACUAUUGUAAUGGUCACGGUGAAUGCUCUUUCAAACGUCAUCGUAAUUACUGUACUUGUGACGCAGAUUCUGGUUACUAUGGUGAUAGAUGUCAGAAUAUGUACCAUAUUUGUGAUGGAAAUCCUUGUAAAAAUGGUGGCACAUGUAAUCGUGGAGCUACUUACAAGGACUACACAUGUUCAUGCAGGACAAAUUUGGACACAUGUGAAAUGAAGGUAUCUAAUGAAGAUAAAGUAGGUUCUCAAAAUUCACCCGCUCUAUAUCAAACUUUGCCAAGUACUUUAGAACAGUGUAAGGCAAGAUGUUUAUCAGAUAGCCAGUGUAAAGAAGCCUCGUUUAUUGCUAACCAGUUCUGUUUACUGUUUAAUGACAAUCUACAACCAGCUGAUUUAAUAGAUGAAGAUAUCACAGCAGAUGUCCACUUCAAAAAAGAAUGUAACACAGCAUAUGGUGGUGUAAGAUGUGAACAAGAUACUAAAGAUGACUGUGAGAACAAUAAUUGUAAUGACAACUCACAAUGUAAAGAUAAUAUCAAUGGCUUUCAAUGUAUUUGUCCUGCAAAUGGAGGAUUUUCUGGAAUAAGAUGUGAUGUUGCAAACAGCCCAUGCAAUUCAAACCCAUGUGUACAUGGCACAUGUACUCCCUUUGGAUCUGUGAGAUAUGAAUGUUCCUGCUUUGAUGGUUAUGAUGGUGUAAACUGUGAAAACAACAUAGAUGACUGUGCCAACAACCCUAAUGCCUGUGCGUAUGAUGGAACAUGUGUUGAUCAGGUCAACAGCUAUAGAUGUCAAUGUGAGUCCGGCUUUGGAGGUAUAAACUGUGAGAAUACUCCAAACUUCUGUUUAAGCAAUGACUGUAAGGGAGAUAAUGUAUGUUAUAGCAGCCUGGACAGAAUGGAGGGAGUGUGUACAUGUGACACAGCUCUGUUUGAAACUCGCUAUAGAUGUGAGAUGGUUGUUACUGAAGGAGAAGCUGCUGCAGCAGGAAAAAUUGUUGCCAGUAGAAGUGUUAGUGACAUAGAACAAUGUAAAACAGCUUGUCAGGACAAUCAUGAAUGUAUUUAUGCCAUCUUUAACAAUGGCCUUACUCCAAAUUGCCAAAUGUAUGACAACACCUAUACAGGGGAACAGACGGAAGAUUCUUCAUUUGCAAUUCGAAAAAAUUGUAAUAACAAACCAGAUGUGGGAUAUGCUUGUGACCAGGUUAAAGUACCAUGUGAACUUGUGGAUUGUAAUGAAGGAACUUGUCAAAAUACCAAUGGUAAUCUUGACAGUGUAUGUAGUUGUAAACCUGGUUACACUGGUUCUCUCUGUCAACACAGCAUUGAUGACUGUAUAAAUAAUCAGUGUUUAAAUGAAGCUGAAUGUAUAGAUGGUGACCAGACAUACACUUGCAAGUGUAAAGAUGGCUUUGAUGGUGACAGAUGUGAAAACAACAUUAAUGACUGCCCUGGCUCAUGCGACUUAGAAAAUGGUAGAUGUGAAGACAGAAUUGACGGGUAUAAAUGUAUAUGUAAAGCUGGAUAUGUUGGUGAAAAUUGUGAGACUGAUUUCAAUGAAUGCUCAAGCAACCCUUGUCAACAUGGUGGGACAUGUACCGAUGGUGAAAACAGCUUUGAAUGUGAAUGUGAGACCGGGUAUACAGGAGUCAUGUGUGAAACAAUGAAAGAUAAUUGUGCUGGAAUUCUAACAUGCCAAAAUGAUGGAGAAUAUGUGAAGGUGGAGCUACAGGAGAUAAAUGUGAAAGUGCCACCCUCUUGUGUAAAACACUUUCAAACACAGAUGCUUGUAUAA
Molecule: messenger RNA, 3911 nt
Organism: Ruditapes philippinarum (Manila clam)
Lineage: Eukaryota; Metazoa; Mollusca; Bivalvia; Venerida; Veneridae
Product: fibropellin-1-like
Exons: 21
Biological process (GO): establishment or maintenance of epithelial cell apical/basal polarity; heterophilic cell-cell adhesion
Cellular component (GO): protein-containing complex; plasma membrane
Molecular function (GO): calcium ion binding
Source: RefSeq, a predicted model, not a curated record